AUGUCUAUGGAUGUGACGUUUCUUGGGACCGGUGCAGCAUAUCCAUCCCCUACUCGGGGUGCCUCUGCUGUGGUCUUUCGGUGUGAGGGUGAAUGCUGGCUCUUUGACUGUGGAGAGGGGACACAGACACAGCUUAUGAAAAGCCAACUGAAGGCAGGGAGAAUUACCAAGAUCUUCAUCACACAUCUUCAUGGGGACCAUUUCUUUGGCCUUCCCGGCCUCCUCUGCACAAUCAGCCUGCAGAGUGGCUCUGUGGUCACCAAACAGCCAAUUGAAAUCUAUGGCCCUGUAGGGCUUCGGGACUUUAUCUGGCGAACCAUGGAGCUCUCUCACACAGAGUUGGUGUUCCCUUAUGUGGUCCAUGAGUUGGUGCCCACAGAAGACCAGUGUCCUACAGAAGUACUAAAAGAAUCUUCACAUGUGGAUAAAGCAACAGAGAGCUCCACCUCUCCCAAAGAGGGACAAGGAAGAACUAUCCUAUUAGACUCAGAAGAAAACUCAUACCUUCUUGUUGAUGAUGAACAGUUUGUUGUAAAAGCAUUUCGCCUCUUUCACAGAAUUCCCUCCUUUGGAUUUUCAGUUGUAGAAAAGAAACGUCCAGGUAAACUCAAUGCACAGAAGUUGAAAGACCUUGGUGUUCCACCAGGUCCUGCCUAUGGGAAGCUGAAAAAUGGAAUCUCUGUUGUUUUGGAAAAUGGGGUUACAAUUUCUCCCCAAGAUGUCUUAAAAAAGCCUGUUGUUGGAAGAAAAAUAUGCAUAUUGGGUGACUGUUCUGGGGUUGUAGGAGAUGGAGGAGUGAAACUGUGCUUUGAAGCAGACCUGUUGAUCCACGAGGCAACUCUCGAUGACACCCAGAUGGACAAAGCAAAGGAGCACGGCCACAGCACACCUCAGAUGGCAGCAACAUUUGCAAAGUUGUGCCAGGCAAAGAGGCUGGUUCUGACUCACUUCAGUCAGAGGUACAAACCAGUUGCCUUGGCCAGAGAAGGAGAAACAGAUGGCAUUGCAGAACUGAAAAAGCAAGCAGAAUCGGUAUUAGAUCUCCAAGAAGUGACUCUAGCAGAAGAUUUUAUGGUGAUUGGCAUUCCAAUCAAGAAAUGAAACAGGUAUUCAUAUUGACAUGUCUGUGAAUGUUACUGAACCUACAGUCCAGAUUUUUUUUUUUCUUUUGUUUUUGGUCUGAAAUUAUUUUGGCCCUGAUAAUCCUAAAAAGGAUGGAGCUGCAUCAUUGAACUGACUCAUUAGUGAGAGGGAGCAAGCUUUUUGAUAAUAAAUCAUUUUUAAAAGAAGUAAAAACCACCCAGCAUCAUUCUUAAAAUGCAUAUUUGACAAAAAGAUAGAUUUUUCAGGUAUCUUCUCAUUUUAUGGCUACUGUCACAGAUGUAAACCAUACUCCAUGCAGUCCUGGGCUUAACUUCUACCCAGCUUUCUUGCUGUUAUUGGCAAAGUACACUGAACUCAGCCCUCUGGGCUAGAAAUGGUAUUUUGGCAAUUUGUAUUGAAUCUUUUCAUAUUAUUAACAGAAGAGAAAGAGCGAGUCACGAGACAUUGUACAUGCAAUAUUAACAAUAGCAUGCAAUGAUUUUCUGGAAUAUUGAAUUCAGGACUAGGCUAAGUGAUUAUGUUAGUGUUUUAUUGAACUUUUUGUUUUGCUCUUAGCCCACAAUUCUCAUCUGAGUACUGUCCGAGGAAUUUGGAAAUUGUGGGAAUGUUUUCUUGUCACAAUGACUGAGGGGUGGUAGUGGUAAUAUUACUGGUAUUUAAUCCGCAGGGGUCAGGAAUGCUAGAUGUCUGCAGAGUUUGGGUUAGUCCUAUAGAAUACAGAAUUAACUCACCCCAAAAUGCAAAUUGCAGACCUGUUGAAUUAUACAGCAAGUUAAAAUUUAUACUUCCAAUUUGAAUAUGCUUUACCAAAAUUAGUGACAUAUUGAGUUGGAUUACUAUGUAAGUUGAAUCCAACAACAGAUCCUGAAGGUUGAAGAGUAUGUCAGAAUUGGAAUGCUGUAUCAAAAAAUUUUUUGAAAGAACUGAGCCAUCAAGUGAAGCUUAUGAAUCUGGAGGUAAAAAGUCAUAUUUAUUACUGAGGUUUAAUUUACAUGUUCCCAUUAAUAAUUCUUUGAGCACAACCUUAAUAAAUGUUCUUUUAGAAUAGCUUUUCCUUAUGAGCUUAUGUUCUGUGGAAAAUUAAUACAGAAUGCUGAUUCAUUCAAAAGGGCUCCCUAAUCAAAUCAGUUUGGGGAAUGCUUUAUGAUAUAUGUCCCCUCUGGAACUGGGCUUGUGCCCAUCAACCUAUUAAAACAGUAUUGCUUGGAAUAAUUAUAAACCAGGUUUGGUGCCAGAAAGACCUGAUUUCAGAAUCCCAUUUUGUACUUUAUGUAGUACCUCUGUGUAGUCUGGAGCAGAUUAUUUAUUGUCUCUUAACUUUUUGAACUUGUUUAUCUCCAAAAUGUUGAUGGGGUGGAGGGCUUGCUUGAUAGGAUUGUUGUGAAGAUUAAGUGAGACAGUGCAGGUCAGGAGCAUAUUGGGUAAAGGUAUUGAGUCCUGCAGUAGAGGGCUGUCAAGUCUUUUUGAACCCUUUCUCAAUGCUGUCUAUUACAUCACAAGAACCUAGAGAGCUGUAUACCACAAACUUAGAAACAUUGUCAGAGUGUGUUCUCUUAAAAUUCUUUGUGUGUUCUCUUAAGUUUCUUUGGUCAAAAAUUUUGACUCCUGGAUGGUUGUGGAGACGGCACAGUAGUGGUGAUCAAGAGAGCUGUGCUUAAAUUCUCAGGCUUCUCUAGAAUGGCUGGAUUCUGUCUGACUAGACUUUUUGUCCCGAAAGUGCCCAGAUUUGAUUAGAUAAAGUAUGUCUUUGUUUCCAAACUCAUUUUAAGCAAGCAUUAAUUAGACACCCACUGUGUGCCCAAACCUGUACACAGGGAAUGGCUGUGACUAGUACCUCCAAUGCAUGGAGCCCUUAAGGGUAGAGACUAUGUCCUGGUCACCUCUACAUUCUUAGAAAUGCCUACCCACAGUAAGCACUCAGAAAUGUUUUCUGAAUGAAAAGAAACCUUGAUGUCUCAAGAGUGCUCACUUCAGAAUGUACUAAUGUGCCUAGGUCAUCUCAUUACUGUACUUGUCAGGAACUUAAACUGCCUGGUAGGCAGUGCCCCUUUCACUGAGUAGUGAACAAGUGCCAAGUUUUAUUGUGUUGGGUGUACAUAAAUGAGUACAAAAGAGACACAUUUAUGGCCCUGAGCUCAUAAUCUAAGGGUUGAUAAGUAAACAAAAGUAAAUAUCUGGUUCCUUUAGAUGUUCUCAUCUUGUAGCCUGGUACUUAGUUUUGCUGCUUCCGGGCUUUACUUGGUAGCUGACUUGAGCCAUGCUCUCAGACUCAGGCUUUAUAAAUAUAUGUGGACUGAGCCCUCCAAUGGCAAGGAAAGAAAUUGAGAUGUUGGGGCAGUAUCAGUCCAUGGUGAGAAUUUCUUUCUAGAUCCUCUUUUGGCCUUGAUUUGUUUUUAAUGCUAGGAGAGUUCUAAGAAUUUGUGGAGCUAGAAUUAAGAAUGAAGCUUAUGUUAGACUUCUCAGAACCUGUAAUCUACUCCUGGUGAUAUAUGACUAAGAGGAAAGGGGAGGGGUAAUUAUGUGCACUGUGCCUCCAAGCUUAUUUGAUCACUGAACCCUCUUUUAGCCAAGGAACAUCUUGGGAUAUUGAGAAAUACUAUUCCUUAUUACUUCUAAAAUGAUUAUGUAAGUUUUACCAGCUUAAUUUAUGGAAGUAAUGAUUUCCAUAUCUGUACUUGGUAUACUGCUUUCUUUGUCGUAAAUUGACUUUCAAUUGCCAGGAAUUCAUAGAUACCUGCCUAUUUUAGGUUAAAAAAAAAUGCACUUUCUAGUUCUCAGAAGUUGUUUAGACUUGUCCAAAUGGAACCUAAAUCAACUGUUGCUAAUACUCAUGCCUCAUUAAUGUGCUUUGAAUAACUUUGCAUCAUAAAAGCAGUGUUUGCUCCAUUAAGAAUUGUUUAUUAAGAUUCAAGAAAGGAAGGCAAUUAUUCAUAAUUCCAUUGCUCAGAGCUAGUGCUUUGGGUCCAGGGGUCUCAAACUGAGGUGUGAGUAGACAGAGAUCCUUAAGCUCUGCUUCCAAGGCCUAAGUCAAUAGUUUCCCUAUGGAACCUGAGAAUUUCUGUUUUUAGUAGGUCCCUCUGGCGAUUCUGAAGUAUGUGGGUAGUGGACCGGCCUAGGAGAAAAAAAAUUGUCUUAUUUCUAUGUCCUUAAGUUGGAGUGUGUAUCGAUAUUUUAUGCUUAUACAUAUGUUUGCAUAUGUAUGUAUAUUAUAUACAUGUAUACAUGCAUAUUUUUACAUAUAGGCUGACCUUUGUUUUUCUCAUGAGCAUUUUCCCAUAGUAUUAAGUAUUCUCUGAAAGCAUGAAUUUAGUAAUUUUAUAGAAUUACAUUCUACAGAUCUAGUAACAUUUAACUAUUUUUCUAUUAUGGUACAUAAAGAUUGUUUUCCAUGAUUAUAAAUAAUAAUACCAUGAAUGUUCUUAUGCAUAAAUCUUUGUAUUUCUGAGUAUUUCCUUCCUUGGAAUUGAUUUCUGUGAGUUCAAAACAUCUGGCUUAGGUUUUUAGGCCCUAAGAAUCACCUGCUUGUUUUCGUGCUCAUUCACACACCUGCUUUCCCUGCUUUGUUGAUAGAUCACAUGGCUUAUCAUUGACUAUCCCACGAAGAUUAUUUUUGCCCUCCUAGCACAAAUAACUUUGUUAUGUCUUUUAACUAGCACAUAUAAUUCAAUUGUGAUUUUCUUAAAUAUUCUUAAGCCAAUUCAAGAUUUGGUAGUUUUACUUUAAUAAAAGGAUAAAAAUCCUUAUUGCUUCAGGAACAUUCAUGAAAAAUGUACAGUGAUGGUACUUUUGUUCUCACAAAGAUAUAAAUUUAUAGUGAAUUACACUGGGUCUAUCUUUACUGAUUGAUGGAUUUUUCAGGUAAUGAAUGAGUUAGUGUUUUUAUUAACGUGAACAUGCUAAAAAGGAAGUGCUGAUCAUGGCUUUGAAUGUUACUUCUUGACAAGGUAAGAAUAGAUUUGGGGUGGGGUAGGGUAAUAGAGUGAAAUUUUUUUCUUCCCUCAUAGGAAGUAAUAGUGUUUAAAACUGAAAAACAAAUAGCACUUUAAGCAUAUUAUGUUUUAAAAAGCAAGGGGAAGGACUGGGAAUGUACUUUAGGAUGCACAAGACCCUGGGUUUGAUUCCCAGCACUUCCCCUGCUCCCCCUCCAAAAAAAAAAAAAAAAGGCAAGAGGAGGGGUAGAGAAUACCAGAUUACCAGAUGACUAGUUAAGAGAAAGUGGAGAAGGGCUUUUUUCUUUUUUCCUGGACCAAACUCAGGACCUUGCAAGGCAAGUGCUCCUCCACUGAGCUAAAUCCCUAACCCUUAAGAGGAAGGGCUUUUUAAAGGAAGGAAAGGCCAUGCACAGUG
This is a messenger RNA of Sciurus carolinensis (gray squirrel), 5451 nucleotides long. It is a transcript of the gene Elac1, whose product is annotated as elaC ribonuclease Z 1. The record is from RefSeq and is a predicted model, not a curated record. Gene Ontology annotation, molecular function: 3'-tRNA processing endoribonuclease activity. Lineage: Eukaryota; Metazoa; Chordata; Mammalia; Rodentia; Sciuridae. Gene Ontology annotation, cellular component: nucleus.